UUGCUAUCACAUACCGAACCGUCCGGCCACACUGCUCUCCGUCUUCUUCUUGUCAUCCCUUCCGUUUCCCUUUCUUUUCGUCUUCACGUUUCCGCGGGAGUAUUACGAUACGUUCGCGUUCGUGUAACUUUGUGUUUGCAAAUCAAUCCAGAAUGUUUAUGCCAAAGGCCCAUCGUGUCGCGAUCUACGAGUACCUCUUCAAGGAGGGCGUGAUCGUGGCCAAGAAGGAUUUCCAUGCCCAGAAGCACCCGGAACUGGAGUCGAUCCCCAACCUGCACGUGAUCAAGGCGUUGCAGUCGCUCCACUCGCGCGGACUGGUGAAGGAGCAGUUUGCCUGGCGCCACUACUACUGGUACCUCACCAACGAGGGAAUCGAGGAGCUGCGCAGCUACCUCCACCUGCCGCCCGAGAUCGUGCCCUCGACGCUGAAGCGCCCUGCCCGCUCGGAGACCGUCCGUCCCCGUCCCGCCGUUGGCGGCCCACGCGGACCCGGUGACGCCACCAAGACCGGUGAGGAUCGCUCCGCCUACCGACGUGCUCCCGGCGGCAGCGGAGUGGACAAGAAGGGCGAUGUUGGACCCGGUGCCGUAGAGGUCGAGUUCCGUGGCGGAUUCGGACGCGGAUCGCGCAACUAAACAACCCAGGCGCUUCAGUUUUUUUUUUCUAAUGUAUAAAAAUCACUCAGUAAAAUGUUGAACUGAAGAUCCAUACCCUCAACAAUAGAAGAAACCAACAUCUGAAAAAAUGUGUGUGUUUUAUAUGACGAUCAAUUAUAAAGCAAACGCAAGUGAAA
This is a messenger RNA of Drosophila erecta, 793 nucleotides long. RefSeq names its product 40S ribosomal protein S10b (gene RpS10b). The coding region runs from base 153 to 635 and encodes 160 amino acids. The transcript has 3 exons. Gene Ontology annotation, cellular component: cytosolic small ribosomal subunit. The record is from RefSeq and is a predicted model, not a curated record. Gene Ontology annotation, molecular function: RNA binding; structural constituent of ribosome. Lineage: Eukaryota; Metazoa; Arthropoda; Insecta; Diptera; Drosophilidae.